This is a messenger RNA of Fulmarus glacialis (Northern fulmar), 640 nucleotides long. Its product is annotated as myotubularin-related protein 13-like. The record is from RefSeq and is a predicted model, not a curated record. Gene Ontology annotation, cellular component: cytoplasmic vesicle. The transcript is spliced from 6 exons. Lineage: Eukaryota; Metazoa; Chordata; Aves; Procellariiformes; Procellariidae. The annotation marks the transcript as partial. Gene Ontology annotation, biological process: regulation of Rab protein signal transduction.
AUGAUAAAGUAUCCAGUUGAUCGCAAUUUUGAAACCAUCCUCUACCUGCCUUCAGUACUCCAGAGGAAAAGAUUUGAAGCACCAGGCCCAACAGAAGGUUUGGGAAAAAUAAUACAAAGAUUUCCUCAGAAGGACUGGGAAGACACUCCUUUUCCACAGGGAAUAGAGUUGUUUUGCCAGCCUGGAGGAUGGCAGCUUUCGAAAGAGAGAAAACAGCCAACGUUCUUUGUGGUGGUUUUGACUGAUAUAGACUCAGAGAGGCACUACUGUUCCUGCUUAACUUUCUAUGAAGCAGAGAUUAACCUGCAGGGAACAAAAGAAAUUGAAGGUGAAGAGGAGUCUGGUUUAAUUCCGCCUGCAGAAGUAUUUGCUCCUAAAAGUCUGGUGUUGGUAUCCAGACUAGAUUAUCCAGAAAUUUUCAGGGCUUGCCUUGGCCUGAUCUAUACUGUGUAUGUGGACAGCCUGAAUGUGUCACUGGAGACUCUCAUUGCAAAUCUGUGUUCAUGCCUUGUCCCUGCUUCUGGAGGGUCUCAGAAAUUGUUUUCUUUGGGAGCUGGAGACCGACAACUGAUACAGACUCCUCUGCAUGAUAGCCUUCCUGUUACAGGCACCAGUGUGGCUCUUCUCUUUCAGCAACUGG